AUGUCUGGCCAAGGAGACUACCCGUGCAGAGUAAACGCUGUUCCUCGCCCAAUUCCUGACAAGAAGUGGUUUGUGCAGCCAUGGUUGAUUGUGCUUAUGGGAGGUGUUCUGCCAUUUGGAAGUAUCUUUAUCGAGAUGUAUUUUAUUUUCACCUCAUUUUGGGCGUACAAAAUCUACUACGUUUACGGUUUCAUGCUCCUUGUCACCAUUAUUUUGGCAAUUGUCACUGUUUGUGUCACAAUUGUUUGCUCGUACUUCCUGCUGAAUGCUGAGGAUUACAGAUGGCGGUGGACUAGUUUUAUGGCAGGUGCAUCGACGGCGCUAUACGUGUAUCUGUAUUCGGUUUAUUACUUUUUCUUCAAGACAAAGAUGUACGGUUUGUUCCAAACGGUCUUCUAUUUUGGCUAUAUGGGCAUCUUCUCUGCGGCACUUGGUCUCAUGACUGGCACAAUCGGCUAUGUGGGAACGGCGAAAUUUGUACGAAAAAUUUACUCCACGGUAAAAAUCGACUAA
Molecule: messenger RNA, 513 nt
Organism: Ostertagia ostertagi
Lineage: Eukaryota; Metazoa; Nematoda; Chromadorea; Rhabditida; Trichostrongylidae
Source: the annotation of a GenBank genome assembly